GCCGCCGACGCCGCGGCUACCUCAGAUUAUGAGCCACUUCCGCCUCAUUGCUCUCUGACCCUUGAACUGAAGGGCCACGCGCAGGCGCUGUGAGCGAGCGGGCGAAGGCUGCCUGGUCACGCAGUAAAGAGGGGGCUAGGCUGGGUGUGGGACGUCCCUGAUCGUCAGCUACCCUCGCGGGCUUCUUCUCUGUGUUCUCGCGAGAGACAUAACUGCUGCUGGAGCGAUUUGACGUUGGUUCGCAUCGGGUCAAAGAUACACAGCUCUAGAAAAUGUGUGUUGGGAGGUUUUUCCAAGCCUUCUGUAACCACCAUGCCAAGAGACUGCGAAUCCUACAACGGUUCUCGAAUAGAUCCCCACAUUCAGUACUGUGGAGGAAUUCUGCAACCUGUCCCUAUAAGGCUGUGAUCUUUGAUAUGGGUGGAGUUCUCCUUCCUUCUCCAUACAAACUGGCAGCAGACUGGGAGGUUCGGAAUCGCGUGCCCCCCGGCACCAUCAAACAGGCCCUGAUAUCGGGAGGGGAGAACCGGCCUUGGAUGAGGUACAUGAGAGGGGAACUGAGGCCAGCAGAGUUUCUGCAUGAAUUCGAACAGCAGUGCUCCGAGAUCGCAAACGCCUCCGUCCCAGUGGACUCCUUUCUUUCGGAGUUAACCAGUGUCCAAAUGUCAGAGCAGCUUCCUGUUGUGACCGAGGCUAUAAAAUAUAUCCGAGCUGAAGGCCUCAAGACUGCCGUUCUGAGUAACAAUUUUUAUUUACACAACGGAGACAGUUUCCUGCCUCUUGACCGGAAGCAGUUUGACGUGAUAAUUGAGUCUUGCCGGGAAGGGGUGUGUAAGCCCGACCCUCGCAUCUACAGAGUGUGCUUGGAGCGCUUGGGCGUUCAGGCCCACGAGUCCAUCUUCCUGGAUGACAUUGGGCAGAACCUGAAAGCGGCUGCCCAUCUUGGAAUUAAAACACUGAAGGUUGAUGACCUGGAGUCAGCAAUUCAACAGUUGGAGACUCAUCUGGGUUUUGUCCUGCGAUCGUUCGUUCCUUACACGUGCUCUGUGAGACCGACAAUGGAGAUCCCCACAGAGCCUCUCCAGAAGUACCUCGAAAGCAUCUUCGGAGCUCCAGGGCCUCUGGUACUACGGCAGUUCAGCCACGGGCAGUCCAAUCCGACUUACUACCUCAGGUUUGGAGAUCAUCAGUUGGUACUGAGGAAGAAGCCGCCGGGCCCUCUGCUGCCGUCUGCUCAUGCUGUGGAAAGAGAGUACAGGGUUUUGAAGGCUCUCGCAGAAGCUGGCAUUCCUGUUCCUAAAGUCUUUGCCUUAUGUGAAGAUUCAAGUGUCAUCGGCACCCCAUUCUAUCUAAUGGACUACUGCACCGGGCGGAUCUUCAAGGACCCCUGUCUUCCAGGACUGGAGCCCAGCCAACGGAGGGCGAUAUAUACUGCUAUGAACAGAGUCCUCUGUAAGAUCCACAGUGUAGAUGUCAGAGUGGCCGGCCUGGAGGAUUAUGGGAAACAUGGUAACUACAUUCAGCGGCAAGUCCAGACGUGGAGCAAACAAUACCGUGCUACGGAGACGCACACCAUCCCAGCCAUGGAGAGGCUCCUUGCCUGGUUCCCAUCACACUUGCCAGCCAGCGAGGGCCUCUCUCUUGUGCACGGAGAUUUCAGGCUGGACAACCUGAUCUUCCAUCCAGAGAAGCCUGAGGUGGUCUCUGUCCUUGACUGGGAACUCUCCACCUUGGGCAAUCCUCUUUCCGACGUGGCCUAUAACUGCCUGGUGUAUUAUUUGCCUUCCCACUUUAGCAUCCUAAAAGGUCUGAGUGACUGCGACCUGAACCAGCUGGCCAUCCCCACAGCGGAGGCAUAUUUCCAGAUGUAUUGUAACCACAUGGGCAUUCCCCCCGUGGAGAACUGGAACUUCUACAUGGCCUUUUCCUUUUUCAGAGUGGCUGCAAUCCUACAGGGGGUGUACAAACGCUCGCUCACAGGUCAGGCCAGCUCUGCAACAGCUGAAAACAGCGGGAAGCAGGCUGAAUUCAUGGCAGACCUUGCCUGGGAUUUUGCCACAAAAGAAGGCUUUCGGGUCUUCAAGGAACCUCCAGCCCCCGGACCAACCUCCAGAGCAUUCAGUACGUGGGCUGAUCCGAGGCUCUUCCCAAAGAGGAGCUAUUCCACAUUGGCGCCUGCUUCCAAGUCCCACCUGGUUGUCUCUCCAGAUGGCCUGCCUGCCUGUGUUCAGGAGCUGCACCACAAGCUGAAAAAGUUCAUGAACACCCACAUUUACCCAGCUGAGCAGCUUCUGCGAGACCACCAGGCUUCCCCAAACAGGUGGACUCCUCACCCCCUAAUAGAAGAACUCAAGGAGAAGGCAAAGUCUGAGGGGCUCUGGAACCUUUUCCUGCCGUUGGAGAGCGACCCAGACGUGAAAUACGGAGCAGGCCUGACCAAUCUGGAGUUCGCCCACUUGUGUGAGCUGAUGGGGACUUCGCUCCAUGCCCCUGAGGUAUUCAAUUGCUCUGCCCCUGACACUGGCAAUAUGGAGGUGCUGGUACGCUAUGGUACGAAGCCACAGAAGGAGCGCUGGCUGCAGCCUUUGCUGGAUGGCAAGAUCCGCUCCUGCUUUGCUAUGACGGAGCCGCAGGUUGCUUCCUCUGAUGCCACCAACAUUGAAGCUUCCAUUGUCAAGGAAAAAGACACCUACGUCCUGAACGGGCGCAAAUGGUGGAUAUCUGGUUCCCUGGAUCCUCGUUGCCAGCUCUGCAUCUUUAUGGGCAAGACCGACCCCACCGCCCAGAGGCACAAGCAACAGUCGAUGCUGCUGGUCCCUAUGGAUACUCCUGGGAUCACAGUUAUCCGGCCCCUCAGCGUGUAUGGCUUGGAUGAUGCUCCAGCUGGCCACGGGGAGAUUGCUUUUGACAACGUGUGUGUGCCCCAAGAGAAUCUCCUGUUGGGUCCUGGCCGAGGGUUUGAAAUCGCCCAGGGGAGGCUGGGCCCAGGAAGGAUACACCACUGCAUGCGGCUGAUUGGCUUUGCAGAAGGAGCACUGGCUCUCAUGAAGGAGCGGGUGGCGUCCCGCGUAGCCUUUGGAAAGCCCUUAGCAGAGCAGGGCACCAUCAGGGCAGACAUCGCCGAGUCCCGUGUUGAGAUUGAGCAGGCCCGGCUCCUAGUCCUGAAGGCAGCCCACCUUAUGGACACUGUUGGGAAUAAGGAAGCGGCUCUUGAGAUCGCCAUGAUCAAAGUGGUGGCUCCAAGGAUGGCACUGCGUGUCAUCGACCGAGCUAUCCAGGCCUUUGGGGCAGCAGGACUCAGCAACGACCAGCCCCUCGCCCAGUUCUUUGCCUGGGCACGGGCCCUCCGCCUGGCUGACGGUCCCGACGAAGUCCACCGGGCAGCCAUCGCCAAAUUGGAACUGAAGCACUAGCUCGGCCACAUCCAGGAGCCGCCCAAGGUUCCAGCAGCUGGAGCUGAGGAAAGGACAUCCACGCUGCAAUUUUGGGGACGGGGGGGGGAGGAGGCGUGGAUCGACCUGGGCUGUUUUGCAAGUUCAGUGUGUUGCUUGCUUUCUGAGCCACUGCAGCUGAUUACUGAGCACAGCUGAUUAUGGAAUGCAAAAAAAGAAAAUGGACAAGCCAGCGGCUAGUGCUGGCCACAGCCGUGGGCUAAAAAGCCAGCCAAGAUUCGCAGCUGCCCUCAACUGCUUCUUGGAUACUCUGUUGAAGACCUGCUUGGGGAGCACCCAGAGAUCCAGGGCAGCUGGACCCUUCUUCAUUUUGUGAGGUGUUAAGACGGGCGUGUUGGAUACAAGCAAACCACUGUUACCUCUCACACAGCUUGCAUCUACCGUGGGGGGUCCAUAGGAUAGAGAUAAUGUGGCCGGGUAACCCCAGGGGACUCUAGCAGAGAGGUCAUCAACCAGCUGCACUUCAGGGUUUGCUGUGCUUUGUGGGGAUUUGGCACUUUGUUAUUCCUACUGUAAUCCACUGAGGGGUUAACGGAAAAGAUGGAAAUCACAAGAGAAAUGUUGAUUCUUCAAUGUACUAUGGAACGGUUGCAUAAAAAGCAGAGCCUUUCUGCCUUUCUUUCUGCUGUGGAA
Molecule: messenger RNA, 4085 nt
Organism: Rhineura floridana
Lineage: Eukaryota; Metazoa; Chordata; Lepidosauria; Squamata; Rhineuridae
Gene: ACAD10
Product: acyl-CoA dehydrogenase family member 10
Exons: 21
Coding region: 273-3413 (1046 amino acids)
Molecular function (GO): oxidoreductase activity, acting on the CH-CH group of donors; flavin adenine dinucleotide binding
Source: RefSeq, a predicted model, not a curated record